Betta splendens (Siamese fighting fish) is the source of this 4078-nucleotide messenger RNA. RefSeq names its product RecQ helicase-like 5 (gene recql5). The transcript has 19 exons. The coding region runs from base 185 to 3073 and encodes 962 amino acids. The record is from RefSeq and is a predicted model, not a curated record. Gene Ontology annotation, cellular component: chromosome; cytoplasm. Lineage: Eukaryota; Metazoa; Chordata; Actinopteri; Anabantiformes; Osphronemidae. Gene Ontology annotation, biological process: double-strand break repair via homologous recombination. Gene Ontology annotation, molecular function: four-way junction helicase activity; 3'-5' DNA helicase activity; ATP binding.
AAAAUAAAAAAACAAGAAUUUAACAAAAUGUUAAAUGCGUUAUAUGAUCAGACUGUUUGUACCGAACAAAUACUUCCUGAAACCUUUAUUUUGUUUUGUCUCGGUUGUUGACGAGCGCGAUGACGUCAUCGACGCGCGACGUUGCCAGAGGAGUUUCUAUGAGUUCAACACAGUCUAAAAGACAAUGACUACAAGUUUAAAACAGGCUUUAAAAACGCACUUUGGCUUCGACGACUUCAGAUCUAAACUACAGGAAGAUGUGGUCACAACCGUCCUCAGAGGUGACAGGGACGUGUUUGUGUGCAUGCCCACCGGGGCAGGAAAGUCCCUCUGCUACCAGCUGCCCGCGGUGCUGGCUGAGGGCAUCACUCUGGUCAUAUCCCCGCUCAUCGCGCUCAUUCAGGACCAAGUGGGGCACCUCAAGAACCUGAACAUCCCUGCCUGCUCCAUCAACUCCAAGCUCCCAGCAGGCGAGCGCCGUCUGAUCCUGGCCGACCUGGGCAGCACGAGCCCAAAGCUGAAGCUGCUCUACAUCACCCCAGAGAUGGUGGCCUCUCCUUCGUUCCAGCCCUGCCUGACAGACCUGUGCUCCCGGAGUCUGCUGUCCUACCUGGCUGUGGAUGAGGCUCAUUGCGUGUCCCAGUGGGGACAUGAUUUCAGGCCAGACUACCUCAAACUGGGCGAGCUGCGUGCUCGUUUGCCAGGGGUUCCCUGCUUGGCCCUGACGGCAACAGCACCGAAGAAUGUACAGGAGGACAUUGUGACGUCGCUGAGGCUGCACUCGCCGCAGUCUUUUGUGACGCCUGUUUUCCGUAGUAAUUUACAUUAUGAUGUGAUCUUCAGGGAGCUGCUUCCCAACCCGUACGCUCACCUCCAUGACUUCAUUAGGAAAGCACUGGCUCUGGACAGCGGCUCUGAUCCACAGGGUUGUGGAAUUGUGUACUGUCGGACCAGGGACGGCUGUGAAACAGUGGCUUACCAGCUGACCAGGCUUGGAGUGUUGGCCAAGGCUUAUCACGCAGGCUUGAAGGCUGGAGAUCGCACAGAAGUCCAGAAUGAGUGGAUGCAGGGGAAGGUCCUGGUUAUUGUGGCCACCAUUAGUUUUGGCAUGGGAGUAGACAAGGCUAAUGUCAGGUUUGUGGCUCACUGGAACAUCGCUAAGUCGCUCGCCAGUUACUAUCAAGAGUCUGGACGAGCAGGGAGAGACGGUCUGCCGUCCUCAUGUCGCACAUACUACUCGCCCAAAGAUAAGGAGCAGAUUAACUUCCUCAUCCGCCAGGAGGUCGGCCGCAGACAGGAAAAACGUGGCUGUGCAAAGGAUACAGACAAAGCAGCGAUCACAGACUUUGAAGCCAUGGCUUCAUUCUGUGAGCAAGAAGGUUGCCGACACGCCAUCAUCUCCAAGUUCUUUGGGGACAAGAAGCCAAACUGUGCCGGCGCCUGUGACUACUGCUCUGACCCUAAGGCCGUUCGGGCCCAGCUGGAGAAAGCGGCUGCUCUCAGCACCAGAACUGAAGCUCACCGCAACGAGCCCAAAGGACCGUUCGGUUUCCAGCAAGACCUUUAUGGAGGUGGAAAGAAGGGAUACGGCUUCGAGAGGUAUGAUGAAGGGGAGGGAAAUGAUGAAGACGAUGCGGUAAAAAGGAAAAAGGAGUUUUCUGACCUUUUCAAGCAGCAGAUGCACCUACGCAAGGGAAGCGACGGUCAGAGGGAAGACUUUGUUGCUCCGGACGCCGACUGUCCACUGAGGGAGGCCACAAGCCAGAGGAUCCCCAGGCUCACAGUGAAGGCUAGAGAGCACUGCCUGUUCCUCCUACAAGAGGCGCUGCUUGGCCAACAGGGGGCAGAAGAUGCAUUCAACUGUGACACUCUGUCCUUGGCCGUGGAUCUUGAACAUGCUGCCUUCAAGAACAGCAAGUCCUCCAACUUGUACAAAGCUGCUGUUUUAAAAAAGGUAGCGGAGAUGAAGAAAACCCCACCUGCUUCAGCUGGAGGAGAAACUGGAGAAGAUGUUACAGGGUCACAGUCCUGCUCCUCUACUGUUACUGACGAACUGCAGGGAUUCACGUCUGCAUCUGAGAUCUACUCCAUGAAGCGUAAGAGGAAAGGUGCGGGUGAAAGAGGGUCUUCGGACCCCUUCCUGACGGCCAGGGACCUGCUGAAGCCCGGAGCAGAGAGCGGUGGCUUCUACACUGACAGCAUAGGAAGCAGAAAGGAAACGGAUACAGACUCAUCUUCUAUCAGAACCAGCGCAAAUAAAGCUGCUGCUGCUUUCCUGAGCAGCCCAACGAAGACAGGCAGAGCCGUCAGCAAAAAGCAGCAGAAACUCGCAGAAGCUGCGAAAAGUUCCCACAGCAUCUCCCAGUACUUCACCAAGAGACAGACGGACCGCAGCCGGGAUGAGGCGCCGACACCGAAGGAGCCCGACGCCACGUCUACAGCCGCGAUGCCUCUGGAAAACACUAGCCAAGAACAGUCGCCUGCUGUGGCGGGGAACAGUCCAGAUGUGACGCUAGGACAGAACACUGAGGCCAUCGUUAUACUGGAUGAUACGGAUGAGGGGGGGUGCUGUGAAACGGAAACGCUGGGACCGGUGUGUGGGCCGGAUGCAUUUAAAGGGGACAUAAAGUCAAGCACAGAACAAAACGAUGCAGAGGAACAUCAACCACCUCUAAUGCAAACUUUAACAGAUGAGGUCAAAGCUGAGGCGUCUCCUCCCGUCAAGCGCAGACGCGUGACCUUUAACCCCAACGGGCAGGAGGGCGCCACCAAACGUGCGACUGAGCGGCCAAAGCCGGUGACGCUCAAGGAGGCGGCCGAUAUCGUGGUCCAUUAUCUGGACCCGUUUUACACUCAGGGAAAGUUUGCCACCAAGGAGCUGUUCAAGUCCUUCGCUCGCUACUUGUCUCAUCUUCUUGCAGAGGGAACAGGUCACGGAAAGAACCAAGUUAAAGCAGAAGCCAAAACUCUCAUCAAGAAGUUCUUCAGCCGAGUCCGACGCUGCGAGAGCGAGAACGACUGGAAGCACCUCAGACGUCCGCACGGCUGCAAGGCCGCGGAGAGCAAGGAAUGAUGGGAAGGAGCCUGUUUCCAGAACCGAAGCCUCCGUCCCGUCCUCCUUGUGCCUGAGCUUCUCUUAUUCCGUCGGCCUCAGGCUGCGUUACAGGCUGCGUUACAGGCUGCGUUACAGGCUGCGUUACAGGCUGCGUUACAGGCGCCCAGAGGCUGAUUUGCUGCUACGGUCCCAGUCCUGGACGUUUACAGGUGGAGAGAGAGCAGAGGUGCAGCCUCCGUAAACACUAAGUGCUUUAUAUCGUUUCCUCCCACUGAUGCAACCCGUGCAUGUCAACAUGCUCACCGCAUCAACACCACCAUGCUGACGUGCACAGCCAUCAGCUCCAUCAGACAACAUCACCACGAACCACCAAGCUCUGCAUGGUUUGCUCUAAUCUUACCAAAUAAUUUGCAAGAGAGUCAAGGAAUCACCAAAGCCAUAAGUCAUGAACAUCUGUCCAACACAUCAUGACGACGCAUGACGUAGUCAUGGCGACAAUACAACUGAUGCUGGAAGUAACUGACAGUACUGUGAAGUGGGAUAAAACACGCAGUCACACUGGAUUCCUGCUGCUACACUGUUUGUCUGCAGCUGCUGGGAUGCAGAACAGAGUGAAUGGAUGUAAAUCAAUGUUGCUGUAUGAUGUCAUAAAAGUUAUUUGUACUAUUUUUAUUUAAACUAAACUCAGGUUCAUCUUCAGUUGCUGUUUAGCCUUAAAGAUAUUUUUUUUUCAUGAAGGCUGCAUUUAUGUUUCUAGGGAAGGAUUUACUUCUUACUUAUAGUGUCUGUCUGUCUGUCGGUACACAAUAAAAUAAAAGCUACAACGGACACAGACUGGACUGUUCAGAGCCAACAGCCAGAGUUUAUUUACCAUUUACACGUUUACAAUAAAGUGUGUUGUUUAAGAACCAGCUCAGACAGUGGGAGGCGUCUUUAAUUGUUAAUAAUUAAUGAUUGAUCAUGUCUUUAAUUAGACAAUUAGCCUAUUUACAGGGAGGAGGAGACGUCGGUACUGUCGGUGCU